UUAUUAUUGUGAUUAAACAGAAAAUAAUUACAAUGUUUAAGGGAAUUAAUUUCUUUUUAGAUGCUUCAUUUAAGUAAUCUUAAUUACUUUAAUUAAUUUCAUAUUGAAUGAACAGCUGAUAAAGUUAUUCUAAAACAAAUUAUAUUCUUUUAAAAACUGUUAAUUUGGACGUAUUCGAAAUGAGCUCUAACAUGAGCGUCAAUAAUUAUAUGAGUAUGUUUUCACAGUCUCACAAUGGCGAUAGUUCAAAACGUGAAUCAUCUAGCAGUGAAAGUAAUGAUCGCAAAAAAAAAAAGAAAUCUCGAUGGGGUGGUAGUGAAUUGGAGAAAACAUUUAUUCCUGGAAUGCCUACAGUACUUCCACACAAUCUUACCAAAGAGCAAGAGGAGGCUUAUAUUUUACAACUACAGAUUGAAGAGAUUGGACGUAAGCUGAGAACUGGAGAGCUGGGCAUACCAUCUAAUCCAGAAGAAAGAUCGCCAUCUCCUGAGCCUAUUUAUAGUAGUGAUGGUAAAAGAAUGAAUACUAGAGAGUAUCGAACUCGUAAAAAACUUGAAGAAGAACGACACAGAUUAAUACAAAGAAUGGCUACGGUGAAUCCUACUUUUAAACCUCCCGCUGAUUACAAACCUCCUGUUAUCCGUGUUAGUGAUAAAGUAAUGAUUCCUCAAGAUGAACAUCCUGAUAUAAAUUUUGUUGGUCUGCUUAUUGGACCUCGAGGAAAUACUUUAAAAUCAAUGGAAAAAGAAACAGGGGCUAAAAUAAUUAUUCGAGGAAAAGGUUCAGUUAAAGAAGGUAAAGUAGCUCGUAAAGAUGGACAACCCUUACCAGGAGAAGAUGAACCUCUUCAUGCAUAUGUAACUGGUAAUAAUCCAGAAUAUGUUCAAAAAGCUGUUAAUAAAAUCAAAGAAAUUAUCAAACAAGGUGUAGAAGUUCCUGAAGGACAAAAUGAUUUACGACGAAUGCAACUUAGAGAACUUGCUCUUUUAAAUGGUACCUUAAGAGAAAAUGAUGGGCCCAGAUGUACAAAUUGUGGUGCUGCUGAUCAUAAAUCUUGGAUGUGUCAAGAUAAACCAAAUAUAACUAAUAGUAUAUUAUGUACUCAAUGUGGAGGAGCCGGACACAUAGCAAAAGACUGUAGAAUGAAAUCUACAGGAGGUGCUAGUUUCCCUGCUAGCCAAGAAAAAACUAAAAUUGAUGAAGAAUACAUGUCUCUUAUGGCGGAAUUAGGUGAAGGACCACCACCACCAAAGCAAAGUGAUGAUAUUUCUAUGCGGCCUGCCAGUAGUAAUGUUAAUACUGGAGGACUGUUCAAUAAACCUCAACCUUUAAAGUCUCUCAUGUCUUUACCACCACCACAACAAUCUAUUCCAAACUCCUUACCUCCUCCUCCGUGGACAAAUCAACCAAUGAAUGGUGCUGCAAUGCCACCUCCUGGAAUGAAUGUACCGCCACCUUGGCAAAUGCCACCACCUGCUAACCAGCAGUAUCCAAAUAUUCCUCCACCUCUUCCAGGAAGCAAUCAAAAUUUUCAACAGCAAAUGCCUUGGGCCAUGCCUCCUCCUCCACCUCCUCCAAAUCAACCAACAUCUAUGCCUCCUCCUUGGCAACAAGGUCCACCACCCAUUCCUGUGACUGGUGGUCCAGCUGCUACUACUGUUUCAGGAAUGUGGCCACCUCCAACUCAACCAUGGCCUAGUCAACAACAACAUCAAGCCAAAGUUCCACCACCAGCUAUGGCUCCACCUAUAAUGAUGCCACCACCUGAUUUACAAACAUUAUUAGCAGUGCCACCACCACCACCACCACCUCCUCCAUCAUCAAAUUAAAUUUAAAAUGUUUUUAACUAUAUUUGGUGUUAGGUAGAAAACUAAAUUUGGUUUUGUAAUGAUAUUGUCAAUAAUUCCUCGCUAUUUAGAGUUUUUACCUUGUAUCUAAUAAAAAUCACAUAUUCUUUGUACACUUUUGAUUGAAAAACAUGAUUUCAAAUCCAUUGGUAAAAAAUAUAUUUCAUUAGAAUUGUUUUUUGAAUAAAUUACAAAUGUAUUGUAAAUUAUUUUUGAUAACUCUGUUUACAAUGUAAUUCUUUUCAUAGUGAUAUUAGUAUGACAUUUACAAUAAAAUACACUUAAUUGAUAUAUUUUUAAAUAAAUUAAAUCAAGAGGUUUAAA
Molecule: messenger RNA, 2171 nt
Organism: Daktulosphaira vitifoliae (grape phylloxera)
Lineage: Eukaryota; Metazoa; Arthropoda; Insecta; Hemiptera; Phylloxeridae
Product: splicing factor 1-like
Exons: 8
Coding region: 180-1829 (549 amino acids)
Biological process (GO): regulation of mRNA splicing, via spliceosome
Cellular component (GO): nucleus
Molecular function (GO): mRNA binding; zinc ion binding
Source: RefSeq, a predicted model, not a curated record